This is a messenger RNA of Dentiscutata erythropus, 909 nucleotides long. Lineage: Eukaryota; Fungi; Glomeromycota; Glomeromycetes; Diversisporales; Gigasporaceae. The record is from the annotation of a GenBank genome assembly.
AUGGGGGCAAAUCAGUCAACCAUUAAAUCUUACGACUUAUCAAAUAAAGUUGUCAUAAUUACCGGUUCAACAGAUGGAAUUGGUAAAAGUUUAGCUCGCAUAGUUUCAUCAUACAAUCCAAAACGCUUAAUCCUACCAAUUCGUAAUCGUGAAAAAGGUGAACAACUCUUGGAAUACAUUCGAAAUUCUCAAAAUGUAAAGAUUGACUGUGUUGAACUAUGGGAUAUUGACUUUGCGGAUUUACAUAGUGUGAAGAGUUUUGCUGAUAAAUUUGUUAAAGAAGUUGGAGAAUUGCACUACUUAUGGAAUAAUGCUGGUAUUUUUAAUUUUAGUGUGAAGAUGACAAAAAAUAAUUUCGAACAACAAUUCCAAGUUAAUUUCCUUUCACAUUUUCUCUUAACUACCCUUCUAAUUCCGACUAUGAAGAACUCGGCAACACCUGAAUCUCCGUGUAAAAUAAAUUUUACAGGUUCUGAUAAUGAAAAUUUUGGAGAAAUAGAUUUGGAUGAUUUGAAGGGUGAAAAAUGUCCCGGUUUUUUUAAACUACAAGCUAACUCAAAAUUAAUGGAACAUAUUUAUUGUAAUGAACUUAAUCGUCGUUUACAAGGAUCAAAUGUCAUACCUUUAAUAUGCUUUCCAGGGUUCGUAAGUACAAAUGCGGGUGAUAUGCCUCAGUACUUACAGCCAUUAAAACGCUUUGCCAUGGCAUUCGGUUCAUCACCAGAUAUUGGCGCAAUCAAUAUCAUGUACCCCGUCUUAAAUGCAAACAUUAAUGAUGGUGGUAAGUCUUUUAGAAAGUGUGAAGAAAUUAGUUUUACCGGUCAAACUGCGGAUGAAGAAUUUGCAAAAAAAUUUUGGGAAAAAUGUGAAGAAUUAUUAAGAAAUUUCGAUCCAAACCUUUUGGAAUAA